Molecule: messenger RNA, 1827 nt
Organism: Pteropus alecto (black flying fox)
Lineage: Eukaryota; Metazoa; Chordata; Mammalia; Chiroptera; Pteropodidae
Gene: ELF3
Product: E74 like ETS transcription factor 3
Exons: 9
Coding region: 77-1258 (393 amino acids)
Biological process (GO): cell differentiation; regulation of transcription by RNA polymerase II
Cellular component (GO): nucleus
Molecular function (GO): sequence-specific DNA binding; DNA-binding transcription factor activity, RNA polymerase II-specific
Source: RefSeq, a predicted model, not a curated record
UCGCGUCCCCAGCCUGGGCCUGGGGACACGGGAGACUGGCAGUUCAGCCUUGCCCGCCGGGGAUCUGCAGAGUGGAAUGCGGGGCUGUGCUGAGGCUCUCAAGCAGAGGGCCAGGAGGAGGGAGCCCAGUAGGAAGCUGGGAGCCCCCAGCGGGCCCUUCUUGAAGAGGGGCUUCUGGAGAGGUGGCCUCAUGGCUGCUACCUGUGAGAUCAGCAACGUCUUCAGCAACUACUUCAGCACCAUGUACAGCCCCGAGGACCCCGCCCUGGCCUCUGUGCCCCCCGCCACCACCUUCGGGGCCGAUGACCUAUUGGUGUCCCUGAGCAAUCCCCAGAUGCCGCUGGAGGGCACAGAGAAGGCCAGCUGGUCUGGGGAGCAGCCCCAAUUCUGGUCGAAGGCCCAGGUUCUGGACUGGAUCAGCUACCAGGUGGAGAGGAACAAGAUCGACGCGAGCGCCAUCGACUUCUCGCGGUGUGACAUGGACGGGGCCACGCUCUGCAGCUGCGCCCCCGAGGAGCUGCGCCUGGUCUUCGGGCCUCUGGGGGACCAGCUCUACUCCCAGCUGUGGGACAUGACCUCCAGCUUCCCCGACGAGCUCACCUGGAUCAUCGACCUGCUGGAGAAGGACAGCGUGUCUUUCCAGGAGACCCUGGGCGACCCCGGCCCCGCUGACCAGGGAAGCGCCUUUGGCCAGGAGUCCAGCCCCUACCAUGCUGGCGGCUCCGACGGCUCCACCGCAGGGACGGGCAGUUCUCGGAGCCCCCGGUGCUCAGACUCCGGUGGGAGCGACCUGGACCUCGACCCCGGGGACAGCAGGCUCCUGUGCAGUGAGGGCUGUGCUGACCACAAGAAGGGGGAGCCCAAGCACGGCAAGCGGAAGCGGGGCCGGCCCCGGAAGCUGAGCAGAGAGCCGCGGGAUUGCCUGGAGGGCAGGAAGAGCAAGCACGCCCCCAGAGGCACCCACCUGUGGGAGUUCAUCCGGGACAUCCUCAUCCAGCCGGAGCUGAACGAGGGCCUGAUGAAGUGGGAAGACAGGCAGGAGGGCGUCUUCAAGUUCCUGCGCUCCGAGGCCGUGGCCCAGCUAUGGGGCCAGAAGAAGAGGAACAGCAGCAUGACCUACGAGAAGCUGAGCAGGGCCAUGCGGUACUACUACAAGCGGGACAUCCUGGAGCGGGUGGACGGCCGGCGGCUCGUCUACAAGUUCGGGAAGAACUCCAGCGGCUGGAAGGAGGAGGAGGUGGUCGGGAGUCAGGACUGAGGGUCCAGCUGGACCCGGGACAAACGCACGGACUCCGGGUGGACAGCCCCUCCUGAGAGGACUGCCGGCCAGCUCCCACUGUGCCGCGGGCGGAAGCCCAGGCUCUGGGUCUCCUCGCCACCUCCGUGUGGGACUACAAGCCGCAGUUUGAAGUGACUCAUCCGCUGCCUGUACCGCACCUGCAGCUCCUUUACCUGGUGCUUCCUCAGGCCCAGUCCGGGCGCCUGGAGGCGAAGAGGCGGGAGGCCCAGGGCACGCGGGCGAGGACGGUACGGCCACCUGCCUGUGGCCUGGCCCCCACCCCCGUCAGCGCUGGCCUCGCGGGCGGGGGCCGAGCGCUCCCUAAUUUAUGUGCUGGAACUGCAUCGGGUGUACAGAGAGAUCUAUUUUUCCUAAGAUGUCCCCUCCUGCGCCUCCCCCACCCAGUGCCGGUGGCUGGACUGGCUGCUCUCCGUCCUCCGCUGGGCCGCGGGGGGCGGGGGUGCCGGGCCCCUCAGGGUGGCCGCCCAGCUUCCUCCGAGCGGCGGCAGAGGCCGCCAAUAAAGUGCCUCCUGGGCUUUUGUAAUGUU